AUGAUUAAAAGUCAGAGCUUAUGCGACUUGCGCGAAAGCUCUUCCAAACAGGGCGCGCUGCCACCUCUUGUCAAUGACAGGAAGCAGAAAGCGAAGCCGCUGCUGCCGGUGAUGAGAAACACCAAGGCCUAUGCGACACAGCGGCAGCUGGCGCCAGACCUGAGGGAUUUCUUUGCCAUGGCAUGCAGGCGAAACAAUCCUCACGAGACCUCCUUCCAAAUGGAGGCCCGGAUUGGUUUUCGACGGCCGAAGAAGUACUUGAGGCUAAGACCCUUAGGCGGCGAUCUUCCAGCAAACGAAGUGGCGCCAUGGAUGAAGAAAUCCAUGGCUUUUGCGAGCGCCGGCGCCGCAGUGCAGUCAACACCUGACUUGAGACAAACGCAGGAGGACGACUGCUCCACGCAUCCAGACGAUGAGAUGCAUGAUUUGAUCGUGGACAUCGAGGAGCAUGAGCGUGUUGCUGCAGAUGCGAUCGGAAAGGUCGUGCGGGAAGCGUAUGCCUUCGAGGCUGCCCUGGGGUUUGAGUCAAACUUGGCCAAUGCUUGGUGA
Messenger RNA from Cladocopium goreaui, 549 nucleotides. NCBI's taxonomy places the organism in Eukaryota, Dinophyceae, Suessiales, Symbiodiniaceae. The record is from the annotation of a GenBank genome assembly.